This is a messenger RNA of Cucumis melo (muskmelon), 2169 nucleotides long. Its product is annotated as chromo domain-containing protein LHP1-like. Bases 362 to 1759 code for a protein of 465 amino acids. Gene Ontology annotation, cellular component: nucleus. Lineage: Eukaryota; Viridiplantae; Streptophyta; Magnoliopsida; Cucurbitales; Cucurbitaceae. Gene Ontology annotation, biological process: heterochromatin formation. The record is from RefSeq and is a predicted model, not a curated record. The transcript has 6 exons.
GAGAGAUAGAAAAAAGAAAAAGAAAAAGAAAAAAGAAAAUCAAGUAAUUUCCCCCUUUCAAUUCACGCUAUUAUAUCAUCAUAAUCUACAAUUUGUUCCACCAACAAAAUUAAAGUAUCACCGCCUUGAACCCCAAGAAGGAAAGACUGGAAAUUUGGAAAGAGAGGAAGAAACCCAUAUUUGAUUUUGGCAGAAAAUGGGGAAUUUCAAUAUAUGAUUCACAUAGAAAAGGGGGAAAGUUUAAUAAAUGCGGCAGCUCAGUCUCUUCAGUCUCAGCUCCCUUUUGUAGUGACAUUUGUCUUCGUUUUGCAAAAAAAAACUCUUUGAGCAUGUGUAUUUUUUAGAGAAAGAGGGUUUUAGGAUGAAAUGCAAAGGGGGAGUAGGGAGGAAGAAAAGUGCAAGCCCUUCAAUGGAGGUUGUUGUGGGUUCAAUUCAGGACGCCAUGGAUAGUGGUGAAGUUCAUGGAGGCAACUCGGAUUACGCUAAUGCGAACAUUAACAAUAAUCCCAUUAAUGGCUCCGAGCCUUCAAAUUCCCAUUUGACAGAGACCCAUCAAGAUCAAAACCUAGAAGAGCCUGAUGAUGAUGAUGGCGAAGGGGACGAAGAAGAUGAACAAGAUGGAGAUGAGGCUGCUUUUGCUUCUCAGAGAACUAAUCUCGAUGAUGGGUUUUAUGAAAUUGAAGCCAUUCGUCGAAAAAGGGUUCGGAAGGGCCAGCUUCAGUACUUGAUCAAAUGGCGUGGCUGGCCGGAGGCGGCUAAUACUUGGGAGCCCUUGGAGAAUCUCCAUACAUGUUCCGAUUUCAUCGAGGCGUUCGAACAGAGUUUAAUGACGGGAAAACAGCGGAAACGGAAGCGAAAACAUGGGGUUGUUCAUACUCAAACCAAGAAAAGGCAGCACCAGCAGCGAGGCAGUUUUUCAGCUUACAAUGUCACAGAUGUUGAAAUCAGUGUUGUUGAUCAACGUCUGCCCUCUGCUCCUUUGAACUUGUCUAGCUUGACUAAUCCUUAUGCUCAUUCACAAUCACUAGUUUAUAAUCACGAAGGAGAAAAGAAUGGAGAUGUGACUGCUAUUGAAAGAGGCAAGCAAACCGAUAUUGAUAAUAUGGGCAGGAAUGCUACUCAACGAUCUGAAUGGAAGAAAGAUGAACAUGAGUAUGACCCCAAACUCAGUGAGCUUAAGGCAACAGUAUUAACAAACAUAGCCGUUACCGAUAAGCAUGUAAUCAAUGUUCAAGAUGCCAGGACAACAGAGAACAAUGGCUCUGCAGCUGGUCUUUCUAAAGGUGCCUUUGUGGAACCAGUUACUGAUAAUCGGUGCACCGGGGCUAGGAGAAGGAAGUCUGGUUCAGUUAGAAGGUUUAGACAUGAUUCAACUUUAUCUGAACUGCCUAGGUCUCAAAGUGCAGAAUUGACAUUAGCUGUUGUAGAAUCUGGUGUCAGAGUGGAACCAAUAGGGGUUGAGAAUUCUGGAUAUCAUGGAGAAAGUUUAAGUCGUAAUAACAAGACAGAUGACGCCAGAAACGAAACGAGUAUCAUCAAGAUUAUUAAACCGUUAGGGUAUUCAGCUUCUGUGUCAAACAACAUGCAGGAUGUGUUGGUAACUUUUGUGGCCAUGAGGUAUUACAGCUUUGUCUUUCCUCUUCAUUUAUGGUCUGAUGGGACAGAAGUGGUGGUUGACAACAAAUUUCUCAAGGCUAUCAAUCCCCUAUUGUUGAUCAACUUCUAUGAGCAACAUCUACGCUAUACUACCAGAUCAUAAAUUUCAGAUCUAUGAACGGUACGACUUAUCAGGAUCCCUAUUUUGUUAAUUAUUUACACUUUAGAUGCAUUUGUACUGCCUCUUGGUGCUCAAGAUCGAUUAGUAAGGAGAUGGUUAAGCAAGAUCUGCAAAUAUUUAGCCAUAACAGUAUCCUUUCAUCUACGGUCAGGCUGUGCAGAACAGAGAUUAGAAGUAAGAGGAUUAUAAUGAUGAAAUUAAUGUUUUUUAAGUAACUGUCUUGUUCUAGGUUUUGUACAUAUUACCUUUCUGUGUCAAUCUACUUGCAAUCAAUGCACUUGUUUAGCAAUGGAUAGAACUGAUUAUAACCUUUGGAAGGGUCCUUAGGGAAUCAAUGCUAUAGUUAUGUUGAUUGCAUAUAUAUAAUAAUUUUUCUUCUGAAGUUCGAGAAA